AUGUCGACUGAUCAAUCAACCACAGCAAACAAUAGUAUCACUACAAGUCCCAAGGUUCGCACUGGAUCCUGUCGAUGUGGCAAACUCACCUUCUCCGUUCAAGGACCUCGUCUCUUCAGCAACUAUUGUCAUUGUCGUAAUUGUCGAAAAGGAACCUCUGCUCCCUUCACUCUCAUCAUUGGUAUUCCAGAUCAACAAUUUCAAUGGACUUGCAACAAUUUAGCCCUCCUAAAAUCUAUGCCUUUCACUGAAAAUUUCGAGGGUUAUUGUGCAGAGAGUGGUGGCUAUGUGGCACAGAAACCUCUCAAAGCUCCUUUCGUGUCAACUGUUGCGUGUUGUUACGAUGAAAUGAAACAAACAUUUUGUCCAUUGAAGGAUGUUAUUGAAAAGGAAGGAGAGAAUGGAGUGGAAUACUUUUUCAAACCGGAACGUCAUGUGAAUUAUGAAAAUCGUGUGUGUGAUGUGAAUGAUGAAUUGCCCAAGUUUUUGGAUUUUCCAUCUCCAAGAGGAAGUGGCCGAUUGUACUCCAAGGAGCAAUAA
Naegleria fowleri is the source of this 540-nucleotide messenger RNA. RefSeq lists its product as uncharacterized. NCBI's taxonomy places the organism in Eukaryota, Heterolobosea, Eutetramitea, Acrasida, Naegleriidae. The coding region runs from base 1 to 540 and encodes 179 amino acids. Gene Ontology annotation, molecular function: carbon-sulfur lyase activity. The record is from RefSeq and is a predicted model, not a curated record. The transcript has a single exon.